Messenger RNA from Siniperca chuatsi (mandarin fish), 6808 nucleotides. It is a transcript of the gene cep152, whose product is annotated as centrosomal protein 152. Gene Ontology annotation, cellular component: centrosome. Bases 647 to 5716 code for a protein of 1689 amino acids. Gene Ontology annotation, biological process: centriole replication. The record is from RefSeq and is a predicted model, not a curated record. The transcript has 28 exons. Lineage: Eukaryota; Metazoa; Chordata; Actinopteri; Centrarchiformes; Sinipercidae.
CCAUGGAGGCGUUCUUAGCUUCUCAGUUCCGGGGUUGGCAGCAAGAACAAUAAUGUUUAUGAAAUAGCUUCUACCAUGCAUGUUUUGUUACAGAGAAUGGAUAUUAAACUAGUAUAUGCGCUUGUUAGUGACACAGUGUCACGACUCAUGUAUUAGUCAGUGUGUAUUUGUUCUUCCAAAAAGACUCGCAGUGGUUUGGCGCUGCUAAUGCGCGCGAUUUUUCAAAGUGGGCGAGUCUGCGGCUCUUAAAGAGCACGUCCAACCGGCUAGCCGGAGUUAGCUUUGUUCUUCACAAAGUUUACUGCUUGGCCAAAUUACACGCAAACUGGCGUUUAUUUUUUUACGAAUCUAAAUCUUUGAUCAAACGUAUUUGUCGUAGAUUUUUCCAAGCAUGGCCGGGUCAUUUUUAAAUUUUUGUCAGGCUCGUUGUUGCUAAGGCAAGCUAACAUGGCCAGGAUAAUGUUAGGUUACCUCUAGUUAGCUAGCGUCACUACUUUGUAACGUAAACAGUAACUUAAUGUGGCUACCAGCUAACAGUUAAUAACGCCACCUAACUAACUAUAAGUAAAGGAAUAAGCAACUCAUCUAAAGAAACGUCUGUCCAAUUUAUGCCAACAGAGCACCCUACAUCAACAGGCUCUGCAUCAUGUCUAUUGAUUUUGACAGUGCUGCUCUUCAAACCCAGCAUGAUGAAGAAGAAUACGACCAGGAGGACUAUGCAAGAGAGCAAGAGCUACAGAAACUGCUCACAGACCUGCCUGAUGACAUGUUGGAGGACAGCAGAGACUCCUCCUUAGACCUGGAGUACUCUACCUGCAGCAAUAAAAACACUCACAAAAGCCCACAGUCCACGUGGACACAGCAAUGGCCAGUUCAUCACAGGCCAACCUCUCAUGAACAGAACUAUGAAGUUGACUAUGAUCAGCGCUCUCAUGAUGAGUACGCUUAUGAGGAUGGAGCUGUUCAGAUCAAUGGACAUCAGAGGUACCCUCAAAGUCAACCUCUGCCUCACACCUGGAAUCAGCAGCCACAGGAUCAUCAUUUCCCCCAGGGAGACUAUACAUACACCAGCAUAGGCACAGAAAAAUCUACUGAGACCAAUGAUUUCUCCACAGACGAGUAUGAGUCUAAACCAUACCCUCAAGGCACUAAUAACGCUGUAGUGUAUAAUGGAGAAGGAGAACGAAGAGACAACCAAAACUCCCGGGACCACAACGAAAGAAACCAUUUUCAAGAUUUAAAGUCUGGAGUGGGGGACAGAGUUGUGGAUCAGUACAAGGCCAGCUACAAUCCUCACCAUCCUGCCCAUCAGCCAAAGAUGUUUAACUCACAGGCCAUUCACCAAGAAGGUCAACUUGACCAUCUGCAAAGAGAAUUCCUUGACUCCACACAACAAACUGCUGAGAGGGAGCAGCUUGCCCAGCUGCAGAUUUUAAACAAGGCUCAGCAGAGGCAAAUUGAAGACUUGGAGCGAAAAAUGGAGGAUUCAAGGCGUAAUAUGAGAUAUCUUGAGCAUCAGUUUGCAAUUGUCAAAGAUGAAAAGGAUGGCCUUGCAGUAAGUCUAAAGGAAUCAAGUCGACUGGUUGAAGAGGCCAAGCAGAGAGAGGUUCAAAUGCAAAACAAAUUGAAGGGAAUGGAGCAGCAAGUACAGGUCCUUACUGAAAGAGACCAGGAGAACAUGAAGAAGCAGAGGGUGGCAGAGGCUGCAGUGGACAGUAUGAAGCAGCAGAUGUUGGAGCUUUGUCGCUCCGACACCCUGUCCAGAACGCGGGAGCAGCAUGACAGAGACCUUACCGUCAUAAAGGAGCAGCAUGAGGCUGUACUGUUGACACUACAGCAGAAGCUAGAUUCUACCUCUCAGGCUCUGAACGAAGAGAUUGAUGUUGGUCAGAGGUUACGAGAGCAGGUGAAGCAGCUGGAACGCCAGAGAGAAGAAGAGCAACUGGAGAGAGCCAGAAUCGUCAACACCCUCACUCAGCGUCUGGAGGAGACUCAACAACAAUGUGCCAUGCUGCUGCAGACAAGUUCAGUGCAGGAGACGACUCAGAUGCAAAUCAAACUACAACAGGCUCAAUCAGCCAAGGCCUUGAGUGAAAACAUGAACCAAGUUUUACAGGAGGAUCUUGCCGAUUUGAAGGAGCAGAUCACUCUGUAUGAAUCUGCUGUGAAACAUGGUGUUAUUGCAUUAGAGCUGAGUAGUGACUGGGAGAACCAGCUGUCGGAAUCCUGUGUGGAUUUAGGAUUAAAGAAAACGAACAGGAAAAAUGGCACGCUUCACAGUACUGCCCUGGCUCACCUGUCGGACUCCAAACUGCCCAAAGAUGAAGCUUUGCGGCUGCUGCGAGUGGAGAUGCAGCGCUGCCUGAGUAGUUUGAAGGGGAAACGGGGAAAGAUCAAUCAGCUGCAGGAGGAGCUCCAGCUCUGUCAGGGUCGAGUGAACGAGCUGCAGACUCAGUUAGAUGAAGCCAAACUCAGCUCUUCGGUCAGAGAGACGAGCCAGAUAAAACAUCUAGACAUAACUGGAGAGUCUCAGAAGGAGUUGAUGAGACUACAGGAAGACAAACGACACUUGCAGGAACAAGUGGAGGUGUUAGAAAAGAAGAAUAAGGAGCUGAAACAGAGUGAGGAGAAGGUGAAGUUGGCCAACUCUGAGCUUUGCACCAAGAUGAGGGAGAUGAUCCAGGAACUGGACCAAGAGAAGCAGGAGGCUGCUGAGAGAUCUGAGCGGAUUCAUCAGCAGUAUAGGGACGACGUGGUAAACCGGAUCAGAACAGAGCUCAUGCUAGAACACGAUGGUCAGAUUGAACAGCUGACUGCACAGCACCAGCUGCAGGUCCAACAGUUACAGACCCAACUGUCUGAGGCCAAUGAUAAGAUGUUGGCUGUGCAAGAGUGUUACAUAUCUGUCUGCAAGGAGAAGGACAUGCUUGAAGAAAGCGUACGCAACAGGGAGAAGGAGGAGGCUUUGGUCAGAGAAAAUGAGCAAAACAUGAGAGAGGAGAGUAGUACAGCUGUGGAGAAGCUGAGGGCUGAGCUUGAGGCUCAGCAUCAGGCCUCAAUAAACCAGCUCAAAGUUCUCUGGUCCAAAGAAAAGGAGACUGAGAUCCAGCUGCAGGUGAACUCUCACAUAGCCUUGGCCAAGGCUGCUUGGAAGGAAGAACUACAAAAGAUGGAGAAGACCUGGGUCCAGAGGCUGGAGGAUGCUAGGAGAGAGAAACACAGAGAGACUGCUGAGGCAACCUGUCAGGCAGAUGAGAUUGAGGCCAGCAGUGUGACAAUUACUGUUGAGGAGCUGGACUCCAGGCUCAGUGCCCAGAAACAGCAGCUGCAACUGGAAGCUGACAAAGUCAAACGCAUAGCUGUGGAGGAAGCCAGGAAACAAACCCAGAGGGAGCUACAUGAGAAACACCUGGAAGACAUGGCCAAACAGGUUGAAGGUGCAGUAACGAGGGCCUACAAUCGCUGGAUUGAGGAUUUGACAUCAUUACCAGAAUACCAAGCCUCUCUCCAAAAAGAGAGGGAGAAAUGGGAAAAACUACAAGAAAAACGCACAGAACAACGAGUAUCCCAGGCCCUCAGGGAGGCAGAGGAGCAGUGGCAUAAGAAGCACAAGAACCAGCUGGAGGAGCAGAGCUCUGGAACGCAGAGGGUGGAGGAGCUCCAAGAGGAGGUGGCAGCUCUCCAUACUCAGCUGGAGCAAGUGAGGAGAGAGCAAGCUGCCCUGCUGAAGGCUGAGCUGGCCGGAGCUAGAGCAGCCUGGAACCGAGACAAACAAAAGGAGAUCUCUGUCAUCCAGGGCCGCAGUGAGCAGGUGUACCAAACCAAGCUGCAAGAGCAGCACAAAAAGCUGGAGCAGGCUUUGCAGCAGGCCAGAGAGAAUGCAGACCUACAGAAGAAGAAGCUGCUCCUGCAGAUGGAGGCCAAGCUACAGCAGACUCUGAGGGCCCAAGAGGAGGAGUGGAGAUGUCAGCAUGCAGAGAAGGAGCAGGCCCAGACACAGCAGAUGAGAGGCGAAUUACUAGCAGAGCUUCAGACUGGUCUGGCAGAAGUUCAGGCACAACUUCUCAGGGAUCCCAAAACAGAUCAGCAGGGCUCUGAAGACAUCAGGAGGACCAGCGGGGCCACGUCAGAGGGCACAAUAACACACAUCAUCCAAACGUCCUGCAAAGACAUAGUCAACACAGCAGUAUCUGAAGCCAAGAAGGAAUGGAAGAAAAUAAGUGAGGAGAGACUGAGUCGUGUGUUAAAAGAAACACAGCAACAGCAUGAGAGAGAAAUCGACAAAAUGCAAAGCUCUUUGUCCCAGAAGAAGGAGCAGGCUCGUUGCAGGAAGGAGUGUGCUGAGACUGUAAGUAAGCUGCAGAAGAAGAACCAGGAGCUCCAGAGACACUUGGAGAAAGCCUGUCGUCAACUCCAGCACAGCGUUCGAGAGCACAAAACUGCCAUGCAGCAUCUGAAAGAUGAGCAUGAAAGCAGCUCACAAAAGGCAAAGGAGGAACAUCUGCAGCAGCUCGAGGAAGUGAAGAGAGCCAAAGAAUCUUCAGGGGGUUCUGAUCACCAACAAAAUCUUCAGCAAGGCCUUGAGGAGAUGAAGCAGCAGUACCUGAUGACUGUAGAAAAGAUUAGAGGAGACAUGCUGCGUUACCUCCAGGAGAGUCGGGAGCGAGCAGCAGAGAUGAUCCGUAUGGAGGUGCAGAGGGAGAGGCAGGACACUGCCAGAAAGAUGCGGCGCUAUUAUCUGACCUGUCUGCAGGAGUUACUGGAGGACGGAGGAAAGACUAUAGGGGCUGAAAAGAAAAUAAUGAAUGCUGCAAGCAAGCUGGCGGCCAUGGCUAAAGUGCUGGAGACACCUAUCAAAAGUAAAUCUGGAAAGAACUACAGUCUACAAAGUUGUUUGACGGCUGUGUCCACAGCUGACGGCCCUCCAGGUAGACACGCAGGUUUCAGUAAGAACCUGUCAACACUAACUGAGCUUCCUGACAUCAGGCCAGAGGAGAGAUCCCACAGGGAAAAGACUUCUGCUGAUUCAGAGCAGAAACCAACCGCAGCAGCAAGGACUAAACCUUUGAGUCACCAGGACAUUUCUGCAACUGGGAAGGAGGAGGCCUCCGUAGAUGCAGGGCUGAAACUCCAAACUGCUGCUCACACACACCUCCGCUCUUACAAACCUUCUCAACAGAUGGCUUCUCCAUCCCUGGUGGAUUUUGUCAGUGUGUCUGUGAGGAGUAAAAGCAGGGAGCUGUACCUGCAGGGAGUUGACUCCAGCAAAGCAGACAACCGCUGUGACACAGAGCGACAGAGCAAACCCUUCCUCAUCCAGGAGGCUCCUGUCAGAGAUGAGAAACGGACCGACUGGAGCAUGACCAGUAGUGACUCGGACACAGGCUUCCAGGUUUCCACAAUUUCCUACUCAGGAAGGAAAGUAGAACCAGUGAAGCCGUUUUCUGUCUCUGCUGCAUCAGCCGGUGACUUCGGAGAGUUUGGUGGCCUCACCCCGGAUUUUUCCGACAUGACUGUUUAUAAUGAAAUUGCCAAGACGGCACCUUACACCCAGACCUUGAACUUUCACCAUGCGAAGAUGAGUACACACAGAGAGCCCACCCCUGGCUCUGAGGGUGAGAAGCAGCAUGGAGUUUGUUCCAGGCCUCUGUUCUCUGAGUUGAGACAGCGACAGCAGGACAGCGGCUUCGACAGUCCUUUCUACCAACAGAAAUGACAAAGUGAAGUUGUGAGACGAGUUUGGAACUUAAUUAAUGAUUUCAGUCAGUUUACCAAGUAGUGCCUUUAAUACAGUGUAUAAAGUUUACAUAAUGUAUAACCUUUGCCUUCAUUGCUGUUUGCAGUGUCUAUGUGUGUUGUGUUAACAUGGUUAAAGUCCAAAGGUAAUAAAAUCCACCUACCAGCACCUCUAAAACUCACUUAUUAACAAAUUACAUGUUUGUUUAAUCCGUACAAAAACCGAAGAUUAAAAACAACAAAGUUGUGGGUUCACGGGGAUUAUGUGCUGGACUAUUUCCAGGAGCAGUGCUGUCAUUGUGAGGUUGCCAGGCAACCAGCGGAGACUCCAGUGAGUCACUGCUUCCAGCCAAGAAAUAGUAAACAAACGAUAUAAUGUUUGUAUACUAUUUCUUGGCCAGGAGAUUAUAUGAGAAGAGUAAACGAGAUUUAAACAAGCGAGCUAUAACUUGUUAAUCACUGAGCUUUAGAGGUGCUGGUAGGCGGAUUUGGUUACCUUCAUAACACUUAAACUGCAAAACCUUUUGAGUUCUGUAAUUAUUUGCUUGUCUUUUGCCCUCACACUCCUUUUCACAUUUCAGUUAAGCUUUAAAAAUGCAGCUGCCUGUCUUGGUCUUGGUUCUAAAUCUCAGUGAGGCACACAGCUGUAUGAUCUGGGUUGAAAUAAGUAAACGCUUACUGAUAUUCAACAAGGGUGCAUUGACUUAACAGCCAGCUUUGAGUAAACUUGCCUCUGUCUGAAAGUGCAGUUUGAAAAAAAACGUUUUCAGGUCAAAAGUCGUAGCUCUGCCCUUUUUAACUUGUGAUACCCUGAAUCAGAGAUACUGGCAGCUUUAAUACAAUCACACUGCGUACUAGAUGAGGUGAAGGUUGAUACAAUCAAUGUCACACUGUGUUCUCUUUUCUCUCUCUGAGAUCAAUAGGAUUUAGAUUCCAGUGUGUCUGUGUUUUUUACAUUUUGAAGUAUUUUAUAUCACAUUAUCAAUGAGAUGCUGUGCAUGGAUUCUAAAUGUGUUUUUAUAUAUUGCUUUAAUUCAUUUUAAUAAAUCUUAUCAUCCUAUUUGCAAAUUAA